This is a messenger RNA of Poecilia reticulata (guppy), 4576 nucleotides long. RefSeq names its product guanine nucleotide binding protein (G protein), alpha 13b (gene gna13b). The record is from RefSeq and is a predicted model, not a curated record. Lineage: Eukaryota; Metazoa; Chordata; Actinopteri; Cyprinodontiformes; Poeciliidae. Gene Ontology annotation, cellular component: cytoplasm; heterotrimeric G-protein complex; brush border membrane. Gene Ontology annotation, biological process: Rho protein signal transduction; adenylate cyclase-activating G protein-coupled receptor signaling pathway. Gene Ontology annotation, molecular function: guanyl nucleotide binding; G-protein beta/gamma-subunit complex binding; GTPase activity.
UGAAUGCAGCAGCAGCGGUCCGGGCUGAGCUCAGCUCUCCUCACCAACUCACACACUGUAUCGAUGAAGUUGUUUCAAAGAUGGCGGACUUCCUGCCGUCCCGCUCCCUUUUAUCGUUAUGUUUUCCUAACUGUUUCCUCACGAGCGGGGAGGCAGAGCAGCUGCGGAGGUCGAAGGAGAUAGAUAAGUGUAUUAAUCGAGAUAAGACUUACGUUAAAAGGUUAGUAAAGAUCUUACUACUCGGAGCGGGAGAGAGCGGCAAGUCCACCUUCCUCAAACAGAUGCGCAUUAUCCAUGGGGAGGACUUCGAUCAGAAGGCCAAAGAAGAAUUCAGAGCCACGAUUUUUAGUAAUGUUAUUAAAGGUAUCCGGGUGUUGGUAGAUGCGCGGGAGAAGCUUCACAUCCCAUGGGGCGACCCGUCCAACCAGCAGCACGGGGAGACCAUGAUGGCGUUCGACACCCGAUCCGCCAUGGCCCACGGUCACGGCAUGGUGCAGCCCAAAGUCUUCCAGCACUACCUGCCGUCCAUCCGGGCCCUGUGGGCCGACGAGGGCAUCCAGAACGCUUACGAUCGGCGCCGGGAGUUCCAGCUGGGCGAGUCAGUCAAGUACUUCCUGGAUCAUUUGGAAAAGCUCGGAGAGUCAGACUACCUUCCCAGCCAACAGGACAUCCUGCUGGCCAGGAAACCCACCAAGGGGAUCCAUGAGUACAACUUUGAGAUCAAGAACGUUCCCUUCAAGAUGGUGGACGUUGGCGGUCAACGGUCGGAGAGGCGCCGCUGGUUCGAAUGCUUCGACUCGGUCACCUCCAUCCUCUUCCUCGUCUCUUCCUCUGAGUACGACCAGGUGCUGAUGGAGGACCGGCAGACCAACCGGCUCAGUGAGUCGCUCAACAUCUUCGAGACCAUCGUUAACAACCGGGUCUUCAGCAACGUCUCCAUCAUCCUGUUCCUCAACAAGACGGACCUGCUGGAGGAGAAGGUGAAGCAGGUCUCCAUCAAGGACUACUUCCCCGAGUUCUCGGGCGAGGCCGGCAACCUGGCGGCCGUGCAGCACUUCCUGGUGGAGUGCUUCCGCCGGAAGCGGCGCGACCAGCAGCAGAAGCCACGCGACCAGCAGCAGAAGCCGCUCUACCACCACUUCACCACGGCCAUCAACACGGCGAACAUCCGGCUGGUGUUCCGCGACGUCAAGGACACCAUCCUGCACGACAACCUCAAGCAGCUGAUGCUGCAGUGAGGGAGCAGACCGGAGUGAGUGGAGGAGGGGGUGAUGCAGACAGAACCGGGUGACCCAGUGCCUUCAUGCCUACAGUAUCCCUGCACCCCCCCUAACCCCAGCUCCCCUCCUGCUCCUGCUUGAACUCAGACUGGGUAUUAAAGCCACCACUACUAUCCCCAACCCCCACGCUGGCUGCCUGCCUUACUGUGACUGAUAACAGCCAGCUGCGGCUGAGAGCGCCCCCCCUCUGAAAGAGACCUCUGUGCAGUAUUCCAUCAUGUGUUGCUCUGAUACUCUGACCAGUGUUAGUCAGUAUUAGGAAUCCUCCUGUAGCGUCUAAUCAUGUCAUGUCCUCUAAUCUCUGAUCGUACUGAUGAAUUCUGUUCUCCGCUUGCCGAUGGGCCCCAUCAUCUCUGGACCUUCCAGCUCUAACCGGGGCUUCCACUCGGGGCUCAGCAGGAACCCCCAGGAUUUGAGGCCGAUCAGAACCGCCAGGACACCGGGUCCGGACGCGAGGAGACUUCCUGUGCUUGGAAAGCAGAAGUCUGGCCUCGUUCAGGCCCCGGGCUGAUGAAGGGUUUUAGUGUUUAGUGUGCAAGAAGAUUUUUUUCAGCUUCCUAGGAGCUUUUCAGAGCAGCUCUUCCUCAGAUCAACGAUGCCAAACCGUUCCCUCCUCUAUCAGACCUUUACUUUCUUUGAACCACUUAAAGUGAUGACAGUAAAAAGCUGCCGUGGCCCACUUUGUAUUUACUGCCUGAGAUGUUCUGAAUGGUACCGGUACCUGACCCACCUGGCCCUUCCUCACCCUGGUUUCCAAAAAAAGGGAGUACUGCUACCUGUGUGCUACUCCACGGCUCCCCCUACUGGCCGCUUCUAUUGUAUGUAGAUCUGAAGUGGAGGUCAGAGGUGAAGUGCCUCCAAUGAUCUGCUGUUUUCUGAAUGGAUCAGAACAUGAAGGCUCUGAUCCAUCAGUUCAGUCUGAACGGUCCGACUGAUCUCUGUAAAUCUCUGACCCGUUUUGUUGGUUCUAGCUUUAGAGACAAGACGUCACACUUUGUGACAGAGAGCCCUCACUGUCACUCUUGGUUCACGACAGAGAGGAACCGGAGUUGAUAUUUUAAAGUGUCUUCAGCAUCUUUUGGUAACGAUAAGUGCGGUUUCCAUCACUUAGCUCUAUCUGGAAAACGUUAGUGAGCUUCAUUCAGCCUUCCUGUUAUCUACUCAGUUCACCUUGAACUGCAGACAUGGAGAAAAUCCUGCUUCAUGUGUCUUCCUCUGAUUGAUACGAAAACGGCUAACGAGGAGUCCCAUUAGCUGAGUUAUGGUUGGACAGAAGGACGAGACCAAACUACAGGACGACUUGAAGGAAGAGUUUUGCAGAUCUUUAGAUGGAGCAGGCUGGCUAACGGCUGAGAUGUGUUUAUGUUGCAGUGCCAGACAAGAAAGUUCUGUCCGUAUGUGUGUGUGUGUGUAUAGAUGAAGCAACACUCUGUUUACACACACAGAGACACUCUGUGUUCCUCCUGCUGCUGCUCCGUCCAGAGGAGUGUCCUCUGUCUGGACUGCUAUCUUGCCAUCCCGUCGGAUUGGCACCGACAGUGACUUUUAGUAGAAGGAAGGCUGCUGUCCCGCCUGCCGUGUGUGACUACUAGAGUCUAAGCGGACAUGAGUUGGUUCCAGCAGAUGGCGCUAACAGCUAGCCUGAGACGGAUCAAGGCAAGAGGCGACACCUGCUGACCUGCAGCAACUUUAACCUCUGGGUGGUUUAAGCCAAGGUGUCACUUUUUCACUGGGACGUUAUUUAUGUAGCAACUGGAAGCCAUUCACACAGGAAGUGGAGGUCAGAGGUGAAGUGCCUCCAAUGGCCUUCAUGUAUAAAACAAUGUUCACUUCAACUGGUGUAAUAUUUUUUGCUUGUUUUACAGUGUUUUUACUUUUAUAUCACAGUUACUCUGAAAAUAAACACUUUGCAUGUCCCAUUCUUAGUGAGUGUUUCACACAGGAAGAUCAUAGGUGACACACUGCCUCCAACCCCUAUUUCCUGUUUAAAUGUUUCUCAGGUUGUGUAAAAAGCUUAAAGAAUGAUAAAAGGCUAGUUACAUAAGCCGCUUUGGUUGUUUUCCGAUUGGACUUUAACUAGAACCAACUAACGUAGAGUUCUGAAGACUCGGUGUUUGAUGUACCUCAGCUGCUCCUUUAACAGAAGCUCACCUUGGAAUUCCUGAACUGUCCCUUUAAAUAAGGUAGCGGAUGCUGAUUCUUUUUUUACUUGUGGUUUGCACUAAGACAGAUGUGGGAGAGGAACAUCUGGUGCUGAUGUUUGGACUUCUACGCUGAGUGUGAGGAAGGCAGAUUGAGCACUUGCUGAUUUCGAUUCGUUUCCUGCUGUUCUGAACGAGUGGCCCGCAUAAUUAGGUGUUUUUGUCAUUUAUUAACCUCAGGAUAUUUCUAACACUUUGUACCUUCAGGGUGCUGCCUCUGCAGACUGUGGGUUGUAAACGUUCUGUGUUGUGUUGGUACCGCAGAUGUAAAUCUGCUGCAGCAGCUCCAUGGAGGUCCCACUCUGACCUGUUUUUAGACAGAGGUAAACGCCUGAUUGGCUGGUUACUCUGCUGAACGUCUUCUGAAGUUUUUAUUGGGCUUCAAAUAACUUGUUUUUUUUUAAGCUGGCAUGUGAAAUUGGACCAACAGCAUUUUCUUAUGGAUACUUUGAAGUAUUUUUUGGACUAAACUUCAAGCCUACUUUUACAUGUCAUGCCCCCACACUCCUGAAACAUGUCUCCAUGGCAACUCUGCAAACAUUAUGAUUCUGAUUAACUUUUUCUGACAACACUGAAGCCUUAUAUGAUGCAAUCUCACACUCUUAAGGGUUACUGUUCUUCCAAACCUCCAGAUGUUGCACAAUAUGUCUUACUGUCUCUGGUUGCCUUCUACCGUUUUCCUGUUGCUGGUGCUGAAAGUUGCCUCCUCUGGUUGGUGAACCUGACUCUUCAGACCCAUAACUACAGUUUUAGGUGCAGAUUUUGAAGUUUCUCUGCAGAUACAGAAAAGAAACACAUGUCUGAUUCCCCUUUGAAGGAAGUCAGCUUUUGCAAGGUCUAAGCUCUGAUGCAGCACUACUCUAUAGGAAUGAGAGUUUUUAUGCCGCCAUCUUGUUUAAACUAUGUUAGCAACAGUUUAUUAGCCUCUUUGUCGACACACAGAAUGCCAUGUCUUUGUGUAAUGUUACCACUAAAUAUUGCAUUUGUGCUCCCAGAUUGGGUUUGUUCUGAUAAAACAGCUUUGGCUGUAAAGUCUAACUUAUAAUGUCUUAACCGCCGACACUCCUCAAUAAAUCAGCUGAUUUUUAACGACUA